Closterium sp. Naga37s-1 is the source of this 558-nucleotide messenger RNA. The record is from the annotation of a GenBank genome assembly. Lineage: Eukaryota; Viridiplantae; Streptophyta; Zygnematophyceae; Desmidiales; Closteriaceae.
AUGCCUGUCAUGCACUCACGGGCUCGCUCUUCCUCCGUUGCAUCCCCACCAUUCCUCGCCCUCCCUCCCACUCCAUGUCCCUCCCACCCACCGCCUGUUGCUCCCCCCCUGCCUACUGCGUGGGGGGCGAUGGGCGUGACCAUGGGGUCGCUGUUCAUGCACGUGGGGCGUGUCAUGGCGGGGCUGCAGAGCCGCUUCGCUAGCGCACCAUUCCCCCCAAGACACCUCCCAAACCGCAUACCGCACAGUCCCCUUCGAGCAAACCAUCUUCACGCGCGAGACCUAAGAGGCGCAUACCGCACGGCGCCCUACGUGCGCGCCGCCACGCUCACCACGCUCCUUCUCUUCAUCCUCCUCUCGCUCGCCCUUGCCGCGCCGCUCUACUGGAUGGUGGGGCCGGCGCCCUCCGCCACCGCCUUUGCCGUGUUCAUCGCCAUGCUGUGCAUGGCCUUUGCUGUGUUCAUCACCACGCUGUGCCUGGCCUUUGCCAGCAGCCCCCCCGUGGGCGCUCUCGUCCCUCCCGUAGCGCGGCCCCGCUGGCCCUUGAUCGUCACGUAG